AUGGUUGCCACGAUAAACUCUUACACCCGCGAACCGCACGGCGCUCUGAAACAAGCAGGCAGUCGGACUGAAAAAGCAGUCACGACUGACAAACAUGCGCGUUCAAACUUUGUCGCAGGCCAGCUUUACCCAACUGACCAGACAUGUGCGCUAUACGAAGCCAAAACAUGGAGGUUUACUGCACAACAACGCAAUGAUUCACCGUCUGUAUGGUGCGGGCACGUGAUAAAACCAGUGGUCAAGGUGGCAGAAGAGGGGUACUGA
Messenger RNA from Opisthorchis viverrini, 264 nucleotides. RefSeq lists its product as hypothetical. The transcript has a single exon. The coding region runs from base 1 to 264 and encodes 87 amino acids. The record is from RefSeq and is a predicted model, not a curated record. NCBI's taxonomy places the organism in Eukaryota, Metazoa, Platyhelminthes, Trematoda, Opisthorchiida, Opisthorchiidae.